AUGACUGUCGCCAUCUACACCGAGGACUCUGCCCUCCUCCCCGGCAAAAAAGCAGUCACCCCACUGCCAAAAGGCCAGAUCGGCAUCCUCCUCCUGGCCCAGAUCAUCGAGCCCUUUGCUGCGCUCGUUAUCUACCCGUUCAUUAACCAGCUAAUCGGUGAGCUCAAUAUUACUGGUGGCGAUGACCGGAAGAUUGGGUACUACGCUGGCUUGGUCGAGUCGCUGUUCUACGUGACCCAGGCCAUGACGGUCUUCCAGUACAGUCGUCUUUCGGACCGCUUUGGACGCAAGCCAGUGUUGCUCCUCGGCAUCUUCGGUCUCGCCCUCUCCAUGCUCUGCUUCGGUCUGUCACGCACAUUCUGGAGUCUUAUUCUCAGCCGUUGCAUUACUGGGGCACUCAAUGGCAACAUUGGCGUGAUGAAGAGCAUGCUCGGCGAGCUCACUGACGCUACAAACAUGGCCCAGGGCUUCGCUCUCAUUCCCAUCGCUUUUUCUCUGGGCGUGACUCUCGGUCCGAUCGUCGGCGGCUCUCUGGCCAGACCGCAAGAUCAGUGGCCGCAUAUCUUCGCUGGGAAGUUUUGGGCCGAUUAUCCAUACUUCCUCCCAUGCGCGAUUUCUUCUGGGUUUGCGAUGAUCGUUUUCGUCCUCAUCGUUUUCUUUUUGAAGGAGACCGUCAAAAAACAAUCAACUGCUGAGAAACGCCGCUCGUGGUUGCUCGACAGUACUGCCGAGUAUGGCGCAGUUGACAAUGCGGCUCAACCGCUCUGUUCAUCUCCGCCUCCCUACAGUUCCAACCCUGAAGAGCCCAUUCCCAUGCGGUCCCUUCUCACUCCGCCUGUAUUCGUUUGCGUCGCAAACUAUGGCAUGCUCGCCACCCUCGAAAUCGCGUAUUACUCCAUUCAGCCCCUAUUCUACUCAACGCCUCUAGAGUUCGGCGGUUUGGACCUCUCCACUCGCACUAUCGGCCUCUGGAUGGGUCUCUUUGGAAUUGCGAACGGACUUGUUCAGGCGUUCUUCUUCGCUCCCAUAGUACAGUGGAUCGGACCGAAAAAACUCUUCUGCGCCGCUAUCGUCGCGGACGUUGUGAUCUUUACGAUGUACCCUAUUAUCAGCGUGACCGCUCAGCGCGAGGGCGUCAGCCCUCUCGUGUGGGCCAUGAUGACUGUUCAGCUACUACUCGCGGUUGUUCAGGACAUGGGAUAUGGAUGUAUUCUAAUGUACAUUACGUCGGUGGCACCCAACAAGCGCUGCCUUGGAGCAGUGAACGGAUUAGCGCAAACCACUGCCUCUAUCGCCCGUGCGAUUGGCCCCGCAGUCUCCACCGCCGCGUUCGCUUACUCGCUGGACCAUAAUCUUCUAGGCGGCCAUGCCGUCUAUGUGAUCUUCACCGUCAUCGCAUUAUUCGGGGUCUUCCUCGCCUCGAGGCUGCCCCCGAGCCUCCACGGUUCCGACAAGGAAGAAUCGAGCUAA
Messenger RNA from Coniophora puteana RWD-64-598 SS2, 1470 nucleotides. Its product is annotated as MFS general substrate transporter. The transcript has 8 exons. Gene Ontology annotation, biological process: transmembrane transport. Bases 1 to 1470 code for a protein of 489 amino acids. NCBI's taxonomy places the organism in Eukaryota, Fungi, Basidiomycota, Agaricomycetes, Boletales, Coniophoraceae. The record is from RefSeq and is a predicted model, not a curated record. Gene Ontology annotation, molecular function: transmembrane transporter activity.